This is a messenger RNA of Pichia membranifaciens NRRL Y-2026, 2220 nucleotides long. RefSeq lists its product as hypothetical. Gene Ontology annotation, biological process: Golgi to endosome transport; Golgi to vacuole transport; protein transport to vacuole involved in ubiquitin-dependent protein catabolic process via the multivesicular body sorting pathway. NCBI's taxonomy places the organism in Eukaryota, Fungi, Ascomycota, Pichiomycetes, Pichiales, Pichiaceae. Bases 84 to 1802 code for a protein of 572 amino acids. Gene Ontology annotation, cellular component: trans-Golgi network. The record is from RefSeq and is a predicted model, not a curated record. Gene Ontology annotation, molecular function: ubiquitin binding; phosphatidylinositol binding. The transcript is spliced from 2 exons.
CUGUUCUCCCCAUCAGAAAGAAAGCAACCGGCUUGGACCACCGCAUUCAGUCUGGAGCAGAAGAUAAGGAACACUACAUUGCAAUGUCUUCACUCACUACUUUGCCAGGCUCAAGUGGUAAACUUCUUAGAAGAAUUCACCGUGCAUGCCGCCCUACGUUAGAUGAGCCCAACAUUGCCUUGAAUUUAGAGAUUUGUGAUUUGGUUAACUCGAAACAGGCGUCCCUCCCUCGUGAAGCAUGUAUUGCGGUAGCGAAACUCAUCAAUUCGAGAGAUCCUCAGGUCUCCGAGUUGGCAUUGACCUUAUUAGACUACUUGGUCAAAAACUGUGGCUAUCCGGUGCAUCUACAGAUCUCGAGAAAGGAGUUUUUGAAUGAGCUGGUCAAACGGUUCCCUGAAAGACCUCCUCCAGCAUACUCGAGAGUCCAGAGAUUGAUCUUGGGCACCCUGGCUGAGUGGGUGCAAACGUUGUGCAAAACUUCAAGAUACAAGGACGAUUUGACCUACAUCAAGGAUAUGUACAGGCUUUUGAGAAGCAAGGGUUACGACUUCCCAGCUGUUAAAAGAGAAGACGCAGCCGUUUUGAACCCAAGUGACAAUUUGAAAUCUAUUGAAGAGCUUCAAAGAGAGGAGAGGAUCGCUCAAAGUGCUAAGUUGCAGGAAUUGAUUAGAAGAGGUAGACCUCAAGACUUGAAAGAAGCUAACGACUUGAUGAAGAUCAUGUCUGGUUUCAAAGAGGACGAAGCGUUGGAAGAAACAAAACAAAAGGUCUAUGAUGAUUUGGAAAAAUUGAACAGGAAAAUUGACCUCCUAGAUGAAAUGUUGAAUAACGCUUCCAACAGUGGUAAGCUUAACAAAAAUGAUGACACUUUACAGGAUUUAAUAUCGACGGUCAAAGUCGCCCAACCAAGGGUCCAAAAAAUUAUUCAAGAAGAGGAAGGCUCUGGAGACGUUGCCAAGCUCUUGCUACUGAAUGACAAGAUCAAUUCCAGUUUGAUAAAAAUUGCAAAAUUGCAAGGUGAAGAUAUCAGUAACAUCUCGGGCCCUGCCAGUAGAGCUCCACAGUCAAUAAAUUUGAUUGAUUUCGAUGAUGACGAGCCAGAAUCACAAGCUGGAAAUUCCUCUGAAGCAGCGCCAAACACUAAUGAUGCAAUCAAUGACUUGCUAGGUGAUUUAGGUGGGUUGUCGUUCGAUAACUCGAGUAGUAACAAUGCUAACUCUCAAUUCGGCGUCGGUGCAAUUAACCUCCUGGGUACCCCAGAACCCCAAGGUGCUUCAAAACCACUCUCAAAUCUAGAUAUACUUUCUGGUUUUAACACUCCCCAGCAACAGCAGCCACAACAGAAAAGUCAAUUCCCCCUUGUUGCUGCUUCACACUCUUCAACUACAUCUGUUUCAACCCCAACUCAGCUCGACCCAUUUGGGUUCGAUUUCGGCUCUAUGCCUGCACCUGUCUCCACAUCAACGCUUGUCUUAUUCAGCGAUGAAAGAAUUACCGUUGAAUACACUGUUUCUAAAAAGCAACCGGCUUUUGAAGCCACAUUUUUUGUGUCUAAUAACACUCCAAACCAAUUGUCAAACCUUCAGUUAUCUCUAGCUGUUACAAAAAGCUUUGAAUUAUCCCUGAACCCUCCUUCCUCCAAUGCGCUAGGUCCUAACUCUAAAAAAGGGAUUAAACAAAACGUAACUGUUAAAAGCAGAAGCGGUGAAAGCUUUAACUCACUCAAGUUCAAAUAUAAACUAGCUUACCUCAGUAAUGGUUCACCAGUUGAGGAUUCAGGAGUUGCAUCUAUAUCUUUCUAAGUUUUACUCGCUUGAUAUACAGUUUACUUUUCUCAAAAUAGUAUUUGUUCACCUUCACUGUUUACUAAUUUAAUGUACUCAAAAUGCGUACAGUUCCCAUCACAAAAUGUUUUUUUAGAGCUCAUAUAUUUGAAUUGACAAAAUAAAUCAUUGUGUAACUGAUGUAUAUGUACAAAAAAAAAUGAAAUUACAUAAAAAAAACAUAACUAUCUUUGCUUCCCGUCAUUACUAUUUGUUUCACCACCUGUCAGGCCGAACAGCUCGUCAAUCUUACUCAAAUCUGGAAAGUCAGAAUCAUUCAGAUUCAAGUUGAUGUCUUCAAAAGAUUUAUUCUCAAUUCCAGUGCUGUUUCCAGGGGUGCCAACAUCAUUACCCGAUUGUGGAUAGUAGCUCAUUAUGUUUGAGGCCAAAGAAGAGC